Nerophis lumbriciformis (worm pipefish) is the source of this 1635-nucleotide messenger RNA. Lineage: Eukaryota; Metazoa; Chordata; Actinopteri; Syngnathiformes; Syngnathidae. The record is from RefSeq and is a predicted model, not a curated record.
AUGUUUUUUAGUAGGACUUGGUUGGUCCUUUUCUUUUUCCCUUUGGUGACAACAGCUCAGUAUCAAGGAGACAACGGAAUUGUCAUCCCGGAGCAUGGAUUUUGCCAACCAAUCUCCAUACCUUUGUGCACAGAUAUUGCCUACAACCAAACCAUCAUGCCCAACUUGGUUGGUCACUACAACCAAGAGGACGCAGGGUUGGAAGUCCACCAGUUCUACCCAUUGGUGAAGGUACAGUGCUCCCCGGAGUUGAAAUUCUUCCUCUGCUCCAUGUACGCACCAGUUUGCACAGUCCUGGAGAAGGCCAUCCCGCCUUGCAGGUCCAUCUGUGAAAGGGCCAAGCAGGGUUGCGAGGCCCUCAUGAACAAGUUCGGCUUCCAGUGGCCUGACCGACUCCGCUGCGAGAACUUCCCCGUGCUGGGUGACGGUCAGAUUUGCGUGGGACAGAACGACUCAUCCGCCGCCACUGUCCCGCCCUUGUCCAUACCUGGCACCCAGGACGUGUCAGUAGUGUCCGGUCUGGACAAGCCCUUUCGUUGCCCCGCUGCGCUGGUGGUUCCCCCUUACUUGAACUACAUGUUUCUGGAGGAGAAGGACUGCGCCGCCCCGUGCGAACCUGCCCGGGGCGGCGGGUACAUGUUUUUCACCGACAAGGAGAUCCACUUCUCACGCAUCUGGAUUCUCGUCUGGUCGGUCCUGUGCUGCGCGUCCACGUUAUUCACGGUCACCACAUAUUUAGUGGACAUGCAGCGAUUCAGGUACCCCGAGAGGCCCAUCAUCUUCCUGUCGGGCUGCUACACCAUGGUCUCCAUCGCUUAUAUCGCAGGGUUCUUCCUAGGCGACAAAGUGGUGUGCAACGAGAGCUUUAACCCAGACGGCUACAAAACUAUCGUGCAGGGCACCAAGAAGGAAGGCUGCACCAUCCUUUUUAUGAUGCUCUACUUUUUCAGCAUGGCCAGCUCUAUCUGGUGGGUCAUCCUGUCGCUGACCUGGUUCCUGGCAGCGGGGAUGAAGUGGGGCCACGAAGCCAUCGAGGCCCACUCCCAAUACUUCCACCUGGCGGCCUGGGCGGUGCCGGCCGUCAAAACUAUUAGCAUCCUGGCCAUCGGUCAGAUUGAGGGCGAUGUGCUGAGCGGCGUGUGUUUCGUCAGCCUCAGCAACCUGGACCCCCUGCGAGGUUUCGUCCUGGCGCCGCUCUUCAUCUACCUCUUCAUCGGAACUUCCUUCCUCCUAGCCGGCUUCGUCUCGCUCUUCCGCAUCCGCACCAUCAUGAAGCACGACGGCACCAAGACGGAGAAGCUAGAGCGCCUCAUGGUGCGCAUCGGCGUCUUCAGCGUGCUCUACACAGUGCCCGCCACUAUUGUCAUCGCCUGCUUCUUCUACGAGCAGGCCUUCCGCCCGCACUGGGAGCGCAGCUGGAUCAGCCACAGCUGUAGGAGCCUUGCCAUCCCUUGUCCGGCGCAGACGGGGCCUCGCAUGACGCCCGACUUCACCGUCUACAUGAUCAAAUAUCUGAUGACGCUCAUUGUGGGCAUCACCUCCGGUUUCUGGAUCUGGUCCGGGAAAACUCUGCACUCUUGGCACAAGUUUUACACCAGGCUGACAAACGGCAAACACGGAGAGACCACCGUGUAG